Molecule: messenger RNA, 1433 nt
Organism: Dermochelys coriacea (leatherback sea turtle)
Lineage: Eukaryota; Metazoa; Chordata; Testudines; Dermochelyidae
Product: D(1) dopamine receptor-like
Exons: 1
Coding region: 1-1368 (455 amino acids)
Biological process (GO): adenylate cyclase-activating adrenergic receptor signaling pathway
Cellular component (GO): membrane
Molecular function (GO): G protein-coupled receptor activity
Source: RefSeq, a predicted model, not a curated record
AUGGGUGGGCUUUACCUGCUAGGAGGGGGAGAUGGGCUGGAGAUGAUCAAUGACACGCUCAGCAGGACAAGUUGGGUGGAGGAGGACAACUCGGAGCUGUCCUUGCGGGUGGCGAUGGCUGCCCUGCUCUUCUUCCUCAUCCUCUCCACCUUGCUGGGCAACACUCUGGUGUGCGUGGCUGUGAUCAAGUUCCGGCACCUGCGCUCCAAGGUCACCAACUUCUUCGUCAUCUCGCUGGCCGUCUCCGACCUGUUCGUGGCCGUGCUGGUGAUGCCGUGGAAGGCAGUCGCUGAGGUGGCCGGUUUCUGGCCUUUCGGGGGCUUCUGUGAUGUCUGGGUGGCCUUUGACAUCAUGUGCUCCACAGCCUCCAUCCUCAACCUGUGCAUUAUCAGCGUGGACCGGUACUGGGCCAUCUCCAGCCCCUUCCGCUAUGAGAGGAAGAUGACCCAGCAGGUGGCUUUCAUCAUGAUUGGGGUGGCUUGGCUGCUCUCCAUCUUGAUCUCCUUCAUCCCUGUGCAGCUGAGCUGGCACAAAGCCAGUGACCUCCUUGCUCAGCAGGAGCCCGGCUCCAACUCCACACAGGGCUCAGAGGAGAACUGUGACUCCAGCCUCAACAGGACCUAUGCCAUCUCCUCGUCCCUCAUCAGCUUCUACAUCCCCGUCGCCAUCAUGAUCGUCACGUACACCAGGAUCUUCCGCAUCGCUCAGCGGCAGAUCCGCAGGAUCUCCUCUCUGGAGAGAGCUGUGGAGCAUGCCCAGAACUGCCACAGCAAUGACUGCCCCCACGAGGCCUCCCUGAAGAACUCUUUCAAGAAGGAGACCAAAGUCCUCAAGACCCUCUCCAUCAUCAUGGGUGUCUUCGUCUUCUGCUGGCUGCCCUUCUUCGUGCUCAACUGCAUGGUGCCCUUCUGCGACCUUGGCCUGCAUGAUCCCGGGGAGCUGCCCUGUGUCAGCGAGACAGUCUUCAACAUCUUUGUCUGGUUUGGCUGGGCCAACUCCUCCCUCAACCCCAUCAUCUAUGCCUUCAAUGCUGACUUCAGGAGGGCCUUUGCCACCAUCCUGGGCUGCGGCCGUCUCUGCCCCAGCAACGCGGUGGAGACGGUGAAUUUCAGCAACGAGCUGGUCUCCUACCACCAUGACACCACCUACCAGAAGGAUGUGGUGACUCUCAGCGACCCGCACCUUCUCCCCCAUGUCACCCUGCAGGCAGAAGACAAUGAGCUGACUUUUGACCAAGUGCCCCAGAUCUCCAAGACCUCCCACAACAACCAUGCCAACGCCAUCUUGCCAGCUGUGGUCCACGUGGAGUGCGAGAUGGAUAUAUCACUGGAGAAGAUCACUCCCUUCACCUCCAGUGUGCUGGAUUGAAAAGGGAUCAGGAGAGGGAGUUGGGACGGGGAGACGGGAUAUGGCAGGGAGAGGUCUGCAGCAAA